GGGAAAAACAAAAAAUGGCGCUGGCCUAAAAACGGGUAAAAUAAAACAAUCAGAGAGAAGGAGGAAAUAUUCAGAGAAAAGAGGGGAAUAUUUAGAGAACUGGAUUUAUAAUAUUCGUACUUGAGGAAUGUGGAAUGUAGCUAGACACGGUUCUUCGGUGGGGGAUGACUGCCUGAUCUGCUGAGUACUUCUGUUUUAACUCCUUGUCUCAAGGGUUCUGUGCUUAGUCAAAGAUGGAGGAUGCUGAGUCACGAUUCACACAUCUCCUUCAGCCCAUUAGAGAGUUGACGAAGAACUGGGAGAUUGAUGUGGCAUCUCAGCUUGGGGAAUACCUAGAAGAGUUGGACCAGAUCUGCAUUUCCUUUGAUGAUGGGAAGACGACAAUGAACUUUGCAGAAGCUGCACUCUUGAUCCAGGGCUCGGCAUGUAUUUACAGCAGGAAGGUGGAAUAUCUGCAUUCUCUGGUGUUCCAGGCGCUGGACCUGAUCUCCAACAAAAAACGGAAUCAAAAAGUUACAUCCAUUGCUGCGGAUGGGACAGAUAAUGAUGUGUCUUUGGCCAAUGACAAGGAUUGGGAAUUUUUGUCUCUUGACGAUAUUGAGUGUCCAUCAAAAACCAGCAUUGAUUUGCAGAUAGAUCACAGUUCAAAUGUUGUGAAUAUUAUACCAUUAACGCCGAUGGCACUGGUUCCAUUAGAAGAAAUUGAGAAAAAGAACAACCCACUGCUGAGCCGAAGAGGAGAGAUCCUUGGCAGCCGCAAGGAUUUCCGAAUGAAUACUUGUACCCCUCAUGCCACAGGUGCAUUCAUGUUAGAGCUGGCCACUGUGUCACCGAUGAGCUAUCUGCACAGGCAACAGGAAGGCAACACAGAGUACAAUAGGAAUGGCUUACAGAAUGUUCAGGAGGACGUGGGCAUGGAUAACAGUGACUGUCAGGUGCCAGUUCCAGUAUUGAACUUCUUGGACGAAGGGGGAAUGGAUGAUGAUGGUGGUGAUGCUGAUAGCAAUUUUGUUCCACCUUCAGCAGAGGGCGAUUUGGUUCAGGAGCACAUUACAAAACAGAAGGCUGAGGAUGAAAGUCGGGGUUAUGUACUGCGUAAGCGGGAUCCAGUAGUGCCUGACAUGGUGCACACAAAGGAAGUGCUCGACCCCUGGAGGAGUCUGGAUCCUUUUGAAGCCACUCAAGCCAAGCCAUUCAAGAAAGGAAUACAUUUUGUUAUACCACCACGUGUUGAUAUUACUGGAGGCAAGCGGAAACGAAAAACCUUUGUAAAACUGAAAGAUUUUGGGAAAUGGUUCUCUGAGACAUAUUACGGUGGAUGGAAUGAGGCAAAGAGUCGGAAAAGAGGCCCAACAUUUGCAGAUGUGGAGGUUCUGUACUGGCAACAUAUGAAAGACAGACUCCGAGCACAGAGGAAACAUCAGCAAAUGAUGAUUGCUCUACGUGGGAGGGUAAUAGAGGAGUUAGAUGUAGAAGCAGGAAACAUGGAAGAAGAAUUAAAUGACUUGCAAGAACGAGCUGAAGACCAUCUGGAUAACGACGGAGUGGAAGAUGAUUAUGACAUUAAUUUGGAUCAAGAAGCUGAUGCAGCUCAGGACAACCACAACCCCCCAAAUCUGGAACCUUUUGGAGAAACGGGAUCUGUGUGUUAUGAGGAGCUUGUCAGAAGGAAUGUGGAGCUGUUCAUCGCUAACUCCCAGCAGUACGCCAAGGAAACAGCCCUAUCCCUUCGUGUGAGGGACUGGGAAGAGAAGAUUGGCCUGAGACUUGAAGAACAGGAUGAGCGAGCUCCCUUUGACAUCCAUGAUUAUGGAGUCAGAAUUAUGGAUGCAUUUGACUGCAUCAGACAGAGGCGUUCAUUUGCAAGCAUUGUGGCUGGAAAGGAGGCAUUCGAGGUGUGUCGAUAUAUGCUGGCCACGCUGCAACUGGCCCAUGACUACACGGUGGACAUAUGGCAGAAAGAAGGGCUGUAUGAAUCAGUCGACACGAUGGAACUGACCCUUUUGAGCAAACUAAGAGCUCACGAACGUUUCCGGACAUACAUGGCUCCAUCCAUUUCAAAUAAAUGAGAAGAUUCACAGACCUUCAUUCAACUUGCACAGUCCUCAGACUACAAUCUUGACAUUACAUCCAUUGUUUAUGGCACACUAGGAGGGACUGUGCCCAUAUUUCCUUGCCGUAUGACAGCAAGUGUCUGGGACACUGACUAACAGGAUGAAUGUUCUUCAUGUUUCAGUGGAAUGCACCACUUGCCCUAAGCCCUGCCCAAAACAAUUUCUGGAUUGUGAUUAUUCUCUAUUUAUGCUUAUAUAUUUGCUGUGUUCUGUACAGCUACUAUCCUAGGCUGUUUUGAUUAUAUAAUGUGCUUCAUGUCACAGAUGAGGUGCAGUUUACUGGCUGCAUCCUGUGCAGUAUUUUUAUACAAACGUAUGAUUUUCUGAUGGAGGGAAAUAUAAUCAAAAUGAGCCCAGCUAUCAUUGUCUAUGCUUUUUGAGACGCUUAUCAGAUUUGUGAAGGAGAAAAUCUCUUCAAUUAAGUCCUAGAUCUAACCUGGUGCCAAGUGUAACAUUUGUAAAGUUAGGGCUUGUCCGUUUAUAUUUGGGUGAGGUUUUGUGCAAUACUUUCCUCACUCAACCCCAUGCUGGAGAAAAAAGACUUUGAUUUCGUACUUAAAGAAAUACAAUUGUUUUUUCAAACAUUCCUACUCCCUAGCCUCACCUUCCUGAAUGGGAAAGUGAGAAUCCAGAAAUGUGCAUGAAUUGAAAUUCAAUUGGAUGGUAAUAAAUGAUGCUUGUAUUUUGGGGAACAGUGUGUGCCAUCAGGAGCAGAUAAUCACAAAUCUGUACAAAGUGGAAUUUUUAAAAAUGUACAAAUCUGAAUUUUGUAAAAGUACUGCAGUAAACUUAGAACUCAAUUGCAUUCUGUGCUUAAAACUUUUUCAUCAAUUUGGGAUUGGAAGAUCUGUGAAAAUGGGAAUGAAAUGCCCAUUGGAUAUUGUAUACCAUAAAACAUAGAAGUAGGCUAUUCGGCCCAUCGAGUUUGCUCUGCCAUUCUUUCAUGGCUGAUCUGGUAAUCCUGAAUUCCACACUCCUGACUUUUCCCCAUAAUCCUGAUUCCCUUGUGUAUAAAGAAUCUGCCUAUCUCAGCUUUAAAUAUUCUUAUUGACCCAGCCUCAGCAGCCCUCUAUGGUAAAGAAUUACACAGAUUCAUAACCCUUUGAGAGAAGAAAUUUCUCCUCAUCGCUAUCUUAAGUGUGCAACCCCUUAUUCUAAGAUUAUAUGCUCUGGUCCUAGGCUCUCCCAUAAGUGGAAACAACCUUUCUGCAUCUACCCUGUUAAGCUCCCUAAAAAUUUUCUAUGUUUUAAUAAGGUAGGCUAUCGUUAUUCUAAACUCCAAUGAGUACACACCCAACCUACUCAACCUGUCAUAAGACAAUCCCUCCAUACCUAGUAUCAGCCUAGUGAAUCUUCAUUGGACUGCCUCCAAUGAGAUGAGAGGCCCAAAAUUGUUUGUGGUAUUCCAGCUGUGGAUUGACUACUGCCUUGUACAGAUUUAGCAAAACUUCUCUGUUUUUAUAUUGCAUUCCCUUUGAAAUAAAGGCCAACGUUCCAUUCGCCUUCUGUAUUACCUGCUGAAUGUGGAUGCUGGUUACUUAAGAUUCAUGGACAAGGACUCCCAAAUUCUUCUGCGGUCCUCUGCAGUCUGUCUGCAUUGUAAUAAAAUUAAGUUUACCUAUUCUUUCUGCCAAAAUGCAUAACCUCAAAUAUUUCCACAUUGUAUUCAAUCUGCCAAGUUUUGGCCCAUUCAUUUAAUCUGUCCAUAUCCUUUUACAGAUUCUGUGUCAUCCUCACCACUUGUCUUCACACUUAUUUUUGUGUUGAUCCGCAAGCUCGGCUAUUACAUAUUCACUUUCUUCAUCUAAUGUAUGCUGUAAAUAAUUAUGGCCCCAUCACUGAUUCCUAUGGCACACCAUUAAUUACAUGUCAGUCUGAAAAUGUCACUCUUAUUCCAACACGGAUUCUUCUAUUAUUUAGCCUAACCUCUAUCCAUGCUAAUGUACUAUUUUCAGCACCUUAUUAAGCAGACUAAUGUAUGAUACCUUAUCAAACACCUUCAAAAAUCCAAAUGUAUUACAUCCACUGCUUCUCCUUUAUCUGCCCUGCUUGCUCCUCAAGAAUUCAAGUAAAUUUGUCAGGCAUGAUUUCCUUUUCACAAGGCCACGCUCACUGUGCUUGACCAUAUUAUGCACUUCUAAAUGCUGUGCUGCUGCAUCCUUUAUAAUACUCUAAUAUUUUCCCAUAACAGACAUUGAGCUAACAGCCAUAUAGUUACCUGUUUUGUUUGCCUCCCUCCCUUUAUAAAUAAAGGUUUUAGAAUAUUAUCCUGACAGUUAUCAGUUUUGAAUUGGGCCUCUGAGGACAGAGUCCUGAGAUUCCUAGCUAUCAAGAAUACGACAGCUGGGAGUUUGUACCUUUUGGAAUGCGGUGAGGGUAGAAUUGGAAAUGUUAUAUAAUAAAUUGGGAUACA
This is a messenger RNA of Rhincodon typus (whale shark), 4527 nucleotides long. It is a transcript of the gene ncaph2, whose product is annotated as non-SMC condensin II complex, subunit H2. The transcript is spliced from 21 exons. The record is from RefSeq and is a predicted model, not a curated record. Gene Ontology annotation, biological process: mitotic sister chromatid separation; meiotic chromosome condensation. The coding region runs from base 234 to 2069 and encodes 611 amino acids. Gene Ontology annotation, cellular component: condensin complex; nucleus. NCBI's taxonomy places the organism in Eukaryota, Metazoa, Chordata, Chondrichthyes, Orectolobiformes, Rhincodontidae. Gene Ontology annotation, molecular function: chromatin binding.